Messenger RNA from Aspergillus caelatus, 892 nucleotides. RefSeq names its product ankyrin repeat protein. NCBI's taxonomy places the organism in Eukaryota, Fungi, Ascomycota, Eurotiomycetes, Eurotiales, Aspergillaceae. Gene Ontology annotation, molecular function: protein binding. The transcript is spliced from 2 exons. The record is from RefSeq and is a predicted model, not a curated record. The coding region runs from base 131 to 790 and encodes 219 amino acids.
CGGGCAUCUUUUAAAGCUUGCCCCUCAUUUAAUUCACUUCCUCACCCAGUCUUUCAAAUACUUCCCUUUCGAUCAUUAUCCUAAUAUCUUGCCCUUAUUCUAUUAAUAGCGCUUAUUGUUGUUGAUCAUCAUGUCUCAGCCCAAUCCCUACAUUCUGGCCUGCGACAACCCAUCCGCGGUGCUGACUCUCUUGCGCUCCGACCCAUCCAUCGCCUCGAACCAAGAUGAGCAUGGAUACUCCCUCCUGCACGCCGCUGCAUCCUACAACCAUAUCGACCUUCUCCGCGCCCUGGUCAAGGAAUUCAACGUCAACGUGAACCUGCUCGACGAAGAUGCCGAAACCUGUCUGUUCGUGACCGAGACCGUGGAGAUCGCCAAAUGUCUCGUCGAGGAGUUGGGCGUCGACUACAACCACAAGAACGAUGAGGGUAUCACCGCUCAGGAGUCCAUCGAGGCCGACGGGUCGUUCCCCGACGUUGCUGCCUAUCUCCGCCAAGUGAUGGGUCUGCCGCCUGCUCCGGUGCAGGACCAGGUCGCGGACUCCUUGAACCCCGCUCCGCCAUUGCCAUCCAACAUCAAGGUGAACCUGGGUACGGUGUCGGAGCAGGAGGCAAAUGCUGGCACCGACCAGGUGGAUCCCGAGUUUAAACGGAGGAUUGAUGAAUUGGCAGCCCGGGAGGACUUCCAGAGUGAGGCGACACAGGCUCAGCUCCGGGAGCUGGUGAUGGAGGCCAUUCGGGGAUCCAAUGUUGAUACUCAGGAUCGGGAGGUCCGGCGCAGAAUGGACUAAGCCAGACUAAAGGAAGUUCUUAUCAAUGGCAAGGCUGCUCAAGGCCUCGGGGUUUCCUCUUUGUUCGGCCUGGUGCCGACUACAUGGAGACGCUGUGGGAAA